Messenger RNA from Gekko japonicus, 680 nucleotides. Its product is annotated as chromosome unknown open reading frame, human C1orf53. Lineage: Eukaryota; Metazoa; Chordata; Lepidosauria; Squamata; Gekkonidae. The record is from RefSeq and is a predicted model, not a curated record. Bases 80 to 457 code for a protein of 125 amino acids. The transcript is spliced from 3 exons.
CGGCUCCCCGUGUCAUCGAAGGGAGCCGCAUGCUACCCCGCGUGUCGCUCUGCUCUACUGGCAGCCUCUACGGUUGCUCAUGGCAACCACGUCGUUGGCGCGCAGCUGCUGCAGGGCGGCCCCGGUUGUAAGAGUUCGCGCCGGCGAAUCCAAGCACGUGGGGAGGCCUCUGAGCGCCUCUCAUCAAGAAGGACAGGCCCCGCUUCAGAGCACGUGCGCGGGCACUGAAGGGUUAACCGCGGCAGAGAAAAAGAUCGUUGCGCUCCAUGAGGAGGCAUGCGCAGCUGGACAGAAAAAUUACGUGGAUCCAGUUACUAGCUACCUAGUAUUGACCAAAGUUGCCCAUUUGGAGAGGGGACAUUGCUGUGGCUCUUCCUGUAGACACUGUCCAUAUGGUCAAACGAAUGUUAAAGAUCCGUCCAAAAAGAAGCGGUUCAAUUCCUUCUUCUAUGCUUGACGAUCGAAAGCUUUUGCAUCAUACCAUGAAGAAAGAAACGAUCAGCCAUCACCCUCACUCCCCCCUCCCUUUUUUCUGCCCCCUAUUGCUUCCCCAUUUUGCAUAUUGGCGUUCCUUUGACCUCUGCUGUUCCGUAUCCUGAAUAUUUUCCAAUUGUAAUUAAAAAAAAUCCAUGUGUGUGCCAGUGAUGCUGAGCCAUUGACAAGGCUUUCCCUUUCUCUCC